CCGGAUUGGGUGGGGGGCGGGGCGGCGGAGGGAUUGCGGCAGCCUUGUAGUCGGGAUAACCUUGAGGCUGAGACUGCCAGCUUCGCAUUGAAGAGACGCGCACAGUCUUCUGACCUCUCUGCAGAGAACGCGAAGCCACAGCCGGACCACGCCGGAGGGCCUCAGAAGCCAUGUCGAAGCCCCAUAGUGAUGUCGGAACUGCCUUCAUCCAGACCCAGCAGCUGCAUGCAGCCAUGGCUGACACGUUCCUGGAGCACAUGUGCCGCCUGGACAUUGACUCGCCACCCAUCACGGCCCGGAACACUGGCAUCAUCUGUACCAUUGGCCCAGCUUCCCGGUCGGUGGAAAUGUUGAAGGAGAUGAUUAAAUCUGGAAUGAAUGUGGCUCGUCUGAACUUCUCUCAUGGAACUCACGAGUACCAUGCAGAGACCAUCAAGAACGUGCGUGCAGCAACAGAAAGCUUUGCUUCUGAUCCCAUUCUCUACCGGCCAGUGGCUGUGGCCCUGGAUACUAAAGGACCCGAGAUCCGAACUGGGCUCAUCAAGGGCAGUGGCACCGCGGAGGUGGAACUGAAGAAAGGAGCCACUCUCAAGAUCACUCUGGAUAAUGCCUACAUGGAAAAGUGUGAUGAGAACACUCUGUGGCUGGACUACAAGAACAUUUGCAAGGUGGUAGAAGUGGGCAGCAAGAUCUAUGUGGACGAUGGGCUUAUUUCUCUGCAGGUGAAGGAGAAAGGUGCCAACUUCCUGGUGACGGAGGUGGAGAAUGGUGGCUCCUUGGGCAGCAAGAAGGGCGUGAACCUCCCUGGGGCUGCUGUGGACCUGCCUGCUGUGUCAGAAAAGGACAUCCAGGAUCUGAAGUUUGGGGUGGAGCAGGAUGUAGAUAUGGUGUUCGCGUCUUUCAUCCGCAAGGCAUCAGAUGUCCACGAAGUCAGGAAGGUCCUGGGAGAAAAAGGAAAGAACAUCAAGAUAAUCAGCAAAAUCGAGAAUCACGAGGGAGUGCGGCGGUUUGAUGAGAUCCUGGAAGCCAGUGAUGGGAUCAUGGUGGCUCGUGGUGAUCUGGGCAUUGAAAUUCCUGCAGAGAAGGUCUUCCUUGCUCAAAAGAUGAUGAUCGGGCGGUGCAACCGAGCUGGGAAGCCUGUCAUCUGUGCCACGCAGAUGCUGGAGAGCAUGAUCAAGAAGCCCCGUCCCACCCGGGCUGAGGGCAGUGAUGUGGCCAAUGCAGUUUUAGAUGGAGCCGACUGCAUCAUGCUGUCUGGAGAAACAGCCAAAGGGGACUACCCCCUGGAGGCUGUGCGCAUGCAGCACCUGAUUGCCCGUGAGGCAGAGGCCGCCAUCUACCACUUGCAAUUAUUUGAGGAACUCCGCCGCCUGGCGCCCAUUACCAGCGACCCCACAGAAGCUACCGCCGUGGGUGCCGUGGAGGCCUCCUUCAAGUGCUGCAGUGGGGCCAUAAUCGUCCUCACCAAGUCUGGCAGGUCUGCUCACCAGGUGGCCAGAUACCGCCCCCGUGCCCCCAUCAUUGCUGUGACCCGGAAUCACCAGACAGCUCGCCAGGCCCACCUGUACCGUGGCAUUUUCCCUGUGGUGUGUAAGGACCCAGUGCAGGAGGCCUGGGCGGAGGACGUGGACCUCCGGGUCAAUUUGGCCAUGAAUGUUGGAAAGGCUCGAGGCUUCUUCAAGAAGGGAGAUGUGGUCAUCGUGCUGACUGGCUGGCGCCCUGGUUCCGGCUUCACUAAUACCAUGCGUGUAGUACCUGUGCCAUGAUGGGCUUCAGAGCACCUCCUCCAGCCCCUGUCCCGUCCCUUUCCCCAAAACCAUCCUUUAGACCAGCAAUGCUUAUAGUGCUCACUUGUGGCUGUAGUGCGUCACUGGUGGGUUGGGACACCAGAGAAGAUUAAUGCUUCUAUGAAACAUGGCUGUUUUUAAGACCCUGCUCAGGUGAGGUACUCCAGAGCCAGGCUAUGGCUUCACCUAAGCAAGAGAGAAGCAGGGGUGCAGGACUGGAGGCCCCAGAGCUUAACACAGAGGGCAGCAGCUCCUGCUUUUCCUUUGCACAGUCCAUUCAGUUCCUGUAGAAACGGGUACUCAGAACCCUCAAGCCUGGCCUGGAGUCAGUAGACAGCCAGCAAGAGAGGAGCCUUUGGGUGUGAGGCAGUGGUUCCAGUUUAGUAGAGUCUGGCCCUGGCCUUUACUUUCUUCUCCAACCCCCUCAGCCUCCUUCACUCCCACCUUGUGCACUGUGCACUUCUGUUCCUACACUCCACUCAGCUAUUGCUGCAGACAAACACUUCACCCCUCCAACUUCAUUUUCCCUACUACUGCAGCCACCUCCAGGCCUGUUGCUAUAGAGCCUACCUGUAUGUCAAUAAAUAGCAGUUGAAGCA
Messenger RNA from Pteropus alecto (black flying fox), 2386 nucleotides. It is a transcript of the gene PKM, whose product is annotated as pyruvate kinase M1/2. The record is from RefSeq and is a predicted model, not a curated record. Gene Ontology annotation, cellular component: cytoplasm. Gene Ontology annotation, molecular function: potassium ion binding; pyruvate kinase activity; magnesium ion binding. The transcript has 11 exons. Lineage: Eukaryota; Metazoa; Chordata; Mammalia; Chiroptera; Pteropodidae. The coding region runs from base 171 to 1766 and encodes 531 amino acids. Gene Ontology annotation, biological process: cellular response to insulin stimulus; glycolytic process.